AUGAGCAAGCCUUGUUCGCAGCUAAACAGCAAAGUUAUAAGGGAUAAAGUGGAGUGUCACAUAGUAGCAGCAAUUGAGAAAACGUGUUCUGUUGUAGCAUUUAAGAGCGAAUGCACAGAAAAAUCGAGCAAACCGUGGCCACAGCUCAAAACCUAACCUACCCUCAUUUUAAGUCUCUAAUAAGGUUUUAAUGAGUUUAUAACACUGCUGAGGUUUAAAUUUCAAAAUGCAGCCGAGUUUGGGAAUUAUUUGAAAUUUUCGAUUUCAACGGUCCGCGGGCCUAAAAUUAGCCGCCGAAAACGGCAAUAUAGCCUAGCGACAGAAAUGAGCUGACUUUCAUAAACGAGCGAAUAUAUUGGCAAUCUUCCGCUUAAAUCUCAAAAAACAGAUAUUAACAAUUUCUAAACAGUACAUUUUUUUAGAUUUAGAGCAUAAAAUAUCGACGAACGAGCACAAUUUUGAACGUAAUUUGCAUAAUGCUUAUAAAUACAACAAUUUACCGCUAAAACCAAAAUCGAAUUUUCUAUAUGGGGGAAUUCUCCAAAUCACCCCUAAUCCCGCUUACUACCUAAUGAGAUAUAGUACUUCAACAUUAUCUGAAAGUUAGUCUGGUGUUCUCGCGAACGCUUGUAAAAUAGAUUGAUUAUUUUGAGGUUAUUUUGCCCCAAACAACCGCUAAUUGAUCCCAGGGUCAGUUGACACGUGCACGUCACCUUAGUUUUAUGCAUCGAUUUGAGCUCGUUAAAAGGGCGAAACUAACAAGAUUUUUUUAAUAUGUACCUGUUUUAAUGAAAUACACGCAAUCUUCAAAAGGAGAGGCAGUUCAGUGGGUAAUGUCUGUUCUUGAGAUUUUGUAGAUUGUACCAUGGCGUCUGCGAGUGGACGUGAGUCUAGGUCUGUUUUCCCGUGACUGCGAAAUCAGAAUAACAUCAUGAAAUAAUUCUCGCUCGAACCUUCGUAAAUGAAUCCGCUUUGCAGUGCCUUACCUGAGAUAAAAAGUGGGCCGAAUAGGAAAACAUUCUAGCGCAAUUUGGAUCCUUUGCAGCACGUAGUGUAUUUGCUAAGCGGCGAUGGUAUCAGUGACUUUUAAUUAGUUACUCACCUCCGAUUGCGUGACCAGGCAAUUAUCGAUUGUCUCCUGCGAAAAAUAAGUGCACGGGAAACCAAAGCUUUCGGGAUACAGUAAAUUCAUUUUCCUGUAUGACCAGGUGUCCUUUUGUCCUAUUUUAAAAGCGGUUAACUAAGAUGAUUAGCAAACAUACUGUCCCACUUUUAAAAAUGGUACAGUAACUGAAUGUUCUGUUCUUCUGAUUUUACCCCCAACCCCGGAGUGUUAAGAAGAUAUAUUUGCACUACGCAUGAAAGGCAAAUGGAUUAAAUUUUAAGGUUCAAGGUGGUUUUAAGGCAUGGGUUACCAGUGGAUUAGUCAGACUUCUCAUAAGGUGCAUUGAACGGAAAAUUACAGGCAUGAUAUCUCUGCUAUUGUAUAUAUGUCCAUUAAGUGAUUUUCCAGCAAACAUUUUUUGACUUUUUUACCCCAAAAGUUUUUUCCGUUCAAUUCUUAUCUAUGAGAUCUAAACUUAGUUAAAUUUCUGUAAUUUGUUGUUAAAUGCAAUUCUGCAAACAACUAAGUAUUUAAUUUUGCGUAAAAGCUACCUGAAAUUGUACUGUUUAGCCGUAAAUCAUAAAAAAGAGAAAGCACCAUGCUUUCUCUUUUCAAGUCUAGUAGGACUUAAGCAAUGGCAUUGCUUAAGUCCUAGUAGUUGUUCUCCAUGUCUGCUAAGGAGGAAAUAGUUUGCUCUUUUCAAGAAAUUGUUCUUGCCCAUUGCGGUUUCAAACCAAGGAUAGCAGCAAGUCUGUCGUGGUCAUAUACUGCUACUUCAGUGCAAACGAAUCAUAGUCGCACAAGUCAGCGCUUGCGUUUCGUCAGGUGCCGAAAAUGAAGUGGAGGGCGUCCAUGUUCGCUCCGGCUCGAAAAAGUAGAAUCAGUUGUGCAGUAAAAAGUAAUGCCAAAAACCUGCGUGGGCUGGGGAACGAAAGGCGUCUUAUUUUUCUUUGGCUUGUUCUAUUUUCGCGACUUGGUACAGGCUACGAAAUACUGACAAGCUCAGUAUAUGUCUUCACCACCGAGAGUCACUUGUCCUUAGCCGGACACGCCCCUCACGUAUCAUGUUCGUUCCUAAAGUUAUUUCAAAGCACAGAACCAAACCUAAUCAGCGGCCGGAGGCAGAAAAGGGGAUGAGCAAAAGGAUGUCACAGCAUAUUUUGCAAGAAACUGGUAUCCUUGUGCCUAUCGGCUCAGGAACGAUUAAUUACUACUAGAAUUAAUAUCAGGGUCAGAAUUUGAGUGCUGCAAUGGGAGGAAAGGAAUUAAAGGAAACCGCCGCGCACACCUGUUAAGUCUUUUAUAAAUUUUCUCGUCCUGACAGUUUCAAGGCAUAGAGUGUUUUCACAUGACGUCACGGCGGCCAUAUUGGUGUCCCAAAACAAUGAAACGGCGGCCAUGUUGGUGUCCCAAACCAAUCCUGUAGGAGUUGAACUCCUUUCUUAUGCAAACGCUUUCUUUUGUUCCAAUAAAUUUGCAUAGAUGCUGGCCACGUGAGUGAAAACACUCUAUUUAAUUUACAGUGUCUGUUGCAGGUGUCGAAUUAAUCUUACAGCAACUGGAAACGUGGCCACGCCUGCUGAAACUGAGAUUGCUUGUAGGAUGAACGGCUAUAGUUUGGUAUAUUCACGAGCGCGUUUUGCCCAGUGAACUGAGUGCGUAGUUUUUCUUAACGAAGGGAUGGGGUGGGUCAAGUGAAUAGUUCGGGGAACGUUUGCUCUCUUUAGUGGGGGGGGGGGGGUAUAUUUGUUGAUAUCAGGAGUUCUGGCCUGGAUAGAGUCGUUGUAAAGCUAUUUUUGCUUCGGAGUAUCGGUUUACCGGAAGCUGAGCAAGGAAAAGUCAAAUGGUGCAUUUAUGGAAUAAUAAUAGAGAUUCUCAUGGUCUAACAGUGCGAAGAUUAGACUUCUGCUAAGGUGGCAACGAUCAAGGCCCGCAUUGUAAUUCAUAAUGAUUGAAGGUCAUGAUGUAAAAAAAGCGACUGAAAUGGUGGAUGCCAUGCAAUCCUCUCGGGUGGGGGCGGCGUACCUGGCCUUAAAGGUUGCCCCUGCGACAGAAGGCAAGCAUGCCCAGAUUGUCCACAGGUUGCUAAAUGAGACCGUCCCUUUCUUAGUACCCGUUCCCUGUCUUAAAAUUAGACCCGGGCAAAUUUCUCGAGAUUGCACCAUCAUUUUGGGCUUAAAGCUUCCAAAGUCCAACAAUAAUAGCGCAUGUUCGCGACGGUUUUUUAAGUCAGUCAAGUUCUUAAACCAGGCCUUAAACGGCCAGUUUUAAGUGUCGAUAACAGUUAAAAAGGCAUACAAGCCUCAUGCAAAAGACAGUGGGAAGGAAGUGCCCCUCGGUGAUGUGGAAAAAGGAGUAGCCCACAGUUAUUUAGGGGUGGAUCUUUCGAAACAUUCUUAUACUCUUGGACAGAUAUGCAUUGUUUAAAGUUAUAGACAAACCAGGUGUAAAUUUAUAGUAACAAACUGUUAAAUAUACAUCAGCAAGAUUUUUGCGAAUCCGAUUUUUCGCUGGAGACUAUCGUUUACUGGCUGGUCACGCAAUCAAAGGUAACGUACUUUCCUACGUUUGUUUACUCACCUUUCGCUCAGCAAUACACUGCGUUCCACAAAGGAUCCAAAUUGCGCUAGAAUUGUUUUGCUAUUCGGCCCACUUUUUAUCUCAGGUAAGGCACGGCAAAGCUGAUUCACUUACGAAGAUUCGAGGGAGAAUUAUUUCUUGAUGUUAUUCUGAUUUCGCAGUCACGGGAAAACAGACCUAGACUCACGUCCACUCGCAGACGCUAUGGUACAAUCUACAAGAUCUCAAGAACAGAAAUUACCUAUUGAACGGCCUCUCCUUUUGAAGAUUGCGUGUAUUUCAUUAAAACAGGUACAUAUUAAAAGAAUCUUGUUAGUUUCGCCCUUUUAACGAGCUCAAAUCGAUGCAUAGAACUAAGGUGACGUGCACGUGUCAACCGACCCUGGGGUCAAUUAGCGGUUGUUUGGGGCAAAAUAACCUCAAAAUAAUCAAUCUAUUUUACAAAUGUUCGCGAGAACACCAGACUAACUUUCAGAUAAUGUUGAAGUACUAUAUCUCAUUAGGUAGUAAGCGGGAUUUGGGUUGAUUUGGAGAAUUCCCCCAUGUAGAAAAUUCGAUUUUGGUUUUAGCGGUAAAUUGUUGUAUUUAUAAGCAUUAUGCAAAUUACGUUUCAAAAUUGUGCUCGUUCGUCGAUAUUUUAUGCUCUAAAUCUGAAAAAAUGUGCUGUUUAGAAAUUGUUAAUACCUGUUUUUUGAGAUUUAAGCGGAAGAUUGCCAAUAUAUUCGCUCGUUUAUGAAAGUCAGCUCAUUUCUGUCGCUAGGCUAUAUUGCCGUGUUCGGCGGCUAAUUUUAGGCCCGCAGACCGUUGAAAUCGAAAAUCUUAAAUAAUUCCCAAACUCCGCCGCAUUUUGAAAUUUAAACCUCAGCAGUGUUAUAAACUCAUUAAAACCUUAUUACAGACUGAAAAUGAGGGUAAGUUAGGUUUUUAGCUGUGGCCACGAUUUGCCGAUUUUGCUCGAUUUUUCUGUGCAUUCGCUCUUAAGUGUGUUUGGAGAGUAAGCGAUGAAGAAAUUCAACAAGCCUGGAAUUGGAUCUGCGAAAAGCGAGAUGAAUGUGAUUUGGAAUUGUCGAAACUGAGCGAGGUUUGCUUUUUCUUUUCGGCAAUAAGCACCUCAAAGCUUGACAGCAAAAAGAAAAAAUCAACAACAUCAGAUGAAGGACGAGAAAACGACGAGUCAAACGAAGAAUCUGCCAUAAACCCCUCGCAAAUUUCAACGCCUGGAAAGCAAGUUUUCCCAGCAAUUUCGUAUUGGGUGGCUUGCCAAACUCAAAAUGGUUCAGCUGUUAAUCGCAUGAAAAUUCAACGUGCUCUUGGGAAAUGCGGGCUCGAGUUCUAUCUUUCCAGGGCAUCAAGGAAAAAAAAUUCUCACGACUUAAACCAACUCUGCCAAGUUUUAAAAGAUCACAAGAAUCCUUGCCUGAUGAAUUUUGUGGAGGCUUCUUAUCAGCAUUGUCUCAGGUUAGUAUACUCUAUGCAAAACUGUUAUAGUAAAGGCUAUAGUUAACCAAAGAAAUCAACACCUAGGAGUCCACCCUUAUUGUUGCCAUCUUCUCGUAGUCAAGCAAUGUCUCUAAUUAACUGUCUUGACUCAAAUAAGUAACAAUAUGCAAGGAUGCAAGUGGCUAAUUAAGUGCGAUUUAGACCAUCUGGGAAUUUUAACACGAAAAAGAGCGUUAAUUCAAACUUUGAUGCGCUAGUCAAAAAUUUAUUCUGAGAUAGUAAACUUGUCUGUUUUUUAUUCUUUAUUGACAGCGCCCUUCAAGACGAAAUAGAUAUUUGUGAUGACGAACAGUCUCAAGAAAUGUUGUCGACAGAAAAUGUGGUUCGUGUGCGAGUGCUUAGGGAAGAAUUCAAACCGAUGAUGACUACAUCUAUCCGAGAAUUGCGCCGCGCUGGUUUGAAAAUCGAUUGUUUUGGUCUCCAUGAAAACGAAAGCAGCACCCCGGGCGUAGAAAUACCGUGUACACCACAUAAGCCAUUGUCUUGCCCACUAACAGUUCUUUGUAACGACAUCCAUGCCGCUAUGAAAAAGCUUCAGUUUAGUGUCUACCGGGAGAUGUGUACAAGAAAGUUGCAGAAUCACAAUUUACUUUCAAGUUUCUUUUUUUGCUCCAUGAAGUCAUUUCUGUUAAAUCUUAUGGGGAACGAGUGCUUCAAAGACAGGCUUGUCCAACAUUUUCAACGAGUUCUACCACUUCUGAGUGAGCCAGAAAGUUCCCUGAUUGGCCAACUUAAAAUAGAUCGAAACUUGGUUGAAGUGCAGAAUGGCUGGUUUUGGUCUUUCUCUGAAGGAGCUUUUGUACAAGGAGUGAUCCCAGAAUCAGAGGUGAGAGCAUACGUUUUCAUCAGUAAAGGUUGUUUUAAUUCCGUUAUCACAAUUUUCUUGGCUACAAUUUAUCUGCUGGCUAAAAUGACAAGGUAUCUGUUCAAUAGAAAAGUCGUUUGUCUAUUACUAUACAACAUAUUUAACCUUGGAAUAUGUCAAAUCAAGUGCUAUUCAGUUUCGAGUUACCUAAUCUAGGACUACUCCUAGUUUGUUGGCGGGUAAAGGUUUCUACUUCUUCUUUUACCUAUUUAUUACAUGUCUGUAUGUUUUAACAGUUUUUUUUUCUCUUUUCUACAGCGAGGUAUCACAUCACCAAGAGCGUAUGUCCACUAUGACAACCUCCAAGAGCCCGAUCCUAAAUACUUCGAGCAAAUUCUAACCAAUAGCCUACCCGAAGGGCAAAUACAACAGUUUUGCGCUGAUUUUCUCGCGCUAUUCAGAGAUAAAGAACAUAAGCGACCUGUGCCAUGUGCCAUCGGAGCUUCUGACAGCGGCAAAACGAGCCUGUUCAGCCCAGUGUUUCAAAUUGUGCCGUUAAGCCGAAUCGCUCGCUUGACCAAACAGAAGAGCUUUAACAAGUCGAUGAUUGACAGCUCCACGGAAGUUAUCUUUCUCGACGAGGCAUACAACAACCUGCUCGACAUAGAUGACUGGAAGAUAAUUUGUCAAGGCGGUUUUACAUCCCACGAUGUGAAAUGGAAGAAGGCCCAGGGGUUCCACUGCCGUGCAAGUAUGUACAUUACAUGUCAACAGGAGAUGGACUUUGGCGAGGCCCACAAUGACGCGAUGAACCGAAGACUUCACAAGUACUUCUUCAGAAGCUUGCCGCAAGUUAACCCGGAGGCCAACCAGUGGCUGCGAGAACAUGCAAUGGACUGCAUCGUAUGGGCCCAAAAGAUGGUUGCUACAAACUCCACUACCGCACAGACUGGAAGGACUUUAGGAGAGCGUGAGGACGGUUUAGAAAGUGAAGACAUUCAGAGAAUUUUGUCCGUUUCCCUACUGGACGAGCACGCCCCCGAGUGCAACACGGAAGGCGGUGAAAUCUCACUCACGGAUGAAGAGGAGAGUGAAGCCGAAAGCGACAGCUCCGAUGAAAAUGAAGAUGACAACCACAUAGACAAGCUUCGCCAUGAGCUCGAAAAGGCGGUGCCGGGUGGGUUUCGGCACAGACAGCUGAGCAUGCUCCUGCGAAACGCUCAAACACAGCACAAAGCCAUCCAAGAUCGUCAAAUCGCCGGACGUCGACGAUAUCUAGUAAAUUUGGGAGUGACCAGCAAAUCGCAGGCAGAUCGACUGAUUACGCAUCCCGACGAGCCACUACCAACCGACCUCGCUCGCAGAGAACAACAGGCCUUGAAUGAUAGGGCAGAACGUCUCGAAAAGCAAAGGGAAAGAGAUGAGCAAGAGAAAGUAAAAAAAGCAUUCUCUAAUCCGUGGCUGUUAGAAAUAGAAAAAGAGAUGGCCGAGAACAAUAUGCGUUUAGAGAGAGGCACAGACCCCGACAUGAGUGCAACGCUGACGAGUCUUUUAGAGAUUGAUUGUGAGAAACUCCGCGCAUUUCACGAAAAACAAGGUACCAUUCGCCUGCAGAUGGCCGUGGAAAAAAGGAAAGAAAUCUGUGUGAAACGUGGAUUAGUGGAUCCUAGGUACGCGAGUUCCAUUAGAGAUGUGUACUCACCUUUACCGGUUAUCGUCGAAGGUAGCAACCAAAACAUGUCCAGACCAACGGCUUCAAACGACCAUGGUAAUACGCGAAAGACACCAUCUUACGACCCGCCUGAGGACACGCACCAGACGAUGUUUACUCCACCUACGAGCCAGGAGGCCGUCGAAUGGGAGAGCGAGGACAUGUUCAUUACACCGAAGACACCUUGUUACGAGCCCUCAUUUGAUGAAAGCAUUUGCACAGGCUCUUCACCAUUACUGAGGCGAGUACCCUCACCUGACAACAGACCUUCGAAGCGAGCAAGACUCUCGAGAAGCCAAACAACCGAGGGACAGAAGCGGGUGACUACCUUUUUUCAGUUCGCAGAAACGUGUAAAAAGUAG
Messenger RNA from Porites lobata, 8063 nucleotides. The record is from the annotation of a GenBank genome assembly. Lineage: Eukaryota; Metazoa; Cnidaria; Anthozoa; Scleractinia; Poritidae.